This is a messenger RNA of Prorocentrum cordatum, 750 nucleotides long. Lineage: Eukaryota; Dinophyceae; Prorocentrales; Prorocentraceae. The record is from the annotation of a GenBank genome assembly.
AUGGCAUCAGCAGCGGAGAUUGCUCUAAUCGUAGAGCAGAUGCAGCACAACCUCGAGGCUUCCCUGACCAGUCAGAUCAAUGCCUCUGUGGGCACAGCAGUUGGGACAGCACUACUUCCUAUCAAUCAACGUCUCGACCAGCAAGACGACGCCAUAAGGAGUUUGCAGAGGCAGAUGGCCAACCAGUCGGUCGCCCCGUCAACAGCGAGUUCGGCGGCAACCACAGCUACCAUGGGAAGCAAGCGGCGCAGGUUGGAUGCCGCAGGCCCCGUAGGCAGUGACUCCACCAAGGUCUUCAUGGGCAUUUUGCCAAGGCCCGUCCUGGGCAGAGUUAUGAAGGACUGCUACGAUCAGCUCAAGGCCAUCUAUGCGGAGACCUUGGCAGAUGUGACGACGCAGAUUCACGAGACAGGGCAGACCUACCCCAUCCAGUUCAAGAGCGCCGACCAGGCGAGGCGCUUCCGGCUCCAGUACGCGCAGAACGGUUCCAAAUGGCUCAACAACCGCGACGGCAAGCACACGGAGAUUCGAGCACGCGGAGAUCUCCCACCCGACGUUAGGGCACGCAAGAGGAUUUUUGCCACCAUCUACCCGCAUAUUGAGGCGAUGUGCAAGGGCUUGGCCAACUGGAACGAGAACUUCUACAUCCGAGACAUCUGGCCGAUCAUUCAGUUGAUCUACAACAACGACGACGACUUCCACUUCGAGGCUAACGAGAGCGAGGUGCGCCAGCGGGGCCUGGACAUCACA